GUAGACUCGCGGUAGCGCAGUAGCAAUCGGACCGAUCACGGAAUGACUGUAGUAUAUAUAUGUGCACAGUAAGCACGAGCCGUCACUAAAAUGAAGUAACAAACCGGAACUAACUGUCGGUCUCUGAGUUGCUUCAUAUCCUCAAAACAAGUCGUUUACGAUUGAAAAAAAAAUUCUUAUUCAUAAUUCGAUACCUUUGGGUAUUUUUCUUAGACACGUUGAGGUUGAUCGGAUUAAUUUAAUUUAAAAAAAAAAUUUUUUUUUUCGAAUAUUGUGCGUUUGUUCUAAGUUAUGUAUCCUAACCUAAAAUCGGAGUAGAGUUUAGGACUGAAUAAACUUUCGAUUAAGGACGUUUUAAUACAGCAUUUACGCGAGCUCUACAACUUCAGACUACUUAUGGACAGAGGCAUGUAUCAACAAUGCCAAUUCUUCUUCGGUACCAGAGCACUGGCGGUCUCUCUUCUGUUACACAUCUUCCUGUUUCUACCAAAUGGCACUCUGGCAGGUUACAACGAGAAAAGACUAUUGCACAAACUACUAGAUCACUACAAUGUUCUAGAACGACCUGUGGCAAACGAAUCAGACCCCUUACAACUGAGUUUUGGUCUAACACUGAUGCAAAUCAUUGAUGUGGACGAGAAAAAUCAACUACUCAUCACCAAUAUAUGGCUAAAAUUGGAAUGGAAUGAUAUGAACCUUCGCUGGAAUGCAUCUGAAUUCGGUGGUGUUAAAGAUCUUCGUAUUCCUCCACAUCGUCUAUGGAAACCAGAUGUUCUUAUGUAUAACAGUGCUGACGAAGGCUUCGAUGGAACCUACCCAACCAAUGUCGUCGUGCGUAACAAUGGAAGUUGCUUGUAUGUUCCACCGGGUAUAUUCAAGAGCACAUGUAAAAUCGAUAUCACUUGGUUUCCUUUCGACGAUCAACGAUGUAAGAUGAAAUUCGGAAGUUGGACCUACGACGGUUUUCAGUUGGAUUUACAACUACAAGACGACGCUGGAGGGGAUAUUAGCAGCUUCAUUACAAAUGGAGAGUGGGAUUUACUAGGAGUCCCAGGCAAACGGAACGAAAUCUACUAUAACUGUUGCCCUGAACCAUAUAUCGACAUCACCUUUGUCAUCAUAAUACGCAGAAGAACUCUCUACUAUUUCUUCAACCUCAUCGUACCAUGCGUACUCAUUGCAUCGAUGGCUGUUCUUGGAUUCACUCUACCACCAGAUUCCGGUGAAAAACUAUCGCUUGGUGUAACAAUUCUACUGUCUCUCACUGUGUUUUUGAACAUGGUUGCCGAAACUAUGCCAGCUACAUCCGAUGCUGUACCUCUGCUUGGUACCUACUUCAACUGCAUCAUGUUCAUGGUUGCAUCUUCAGUGGUCUCCACCAUUUUGAUCUUGAACUACCACCAUCGCAAUGCUGAUACUCAUGAAAUGUCUGAUUGGGUCAAAGUCGUGUUCCUCUAUUGGCUCCCGUGGAUUCUUCGUAUGAAUAGACCAAGCCACACUGCUAGUGCUGAUCCUCUUCCGCAAACUAAUCGACCUGCCUCUGUAGCUACAGAUCGUAAACCAAUCCAUUUCCAAGAUGCUGAGCUGAAAGAACGUUCUUCAAAGAGUCUGCUGGCCAAUGUACUCGAUAUUGAUGAUGAUUUUAGACACAACCACCGUGGAGUUGGAGGUGGUACUGGAACUUUGACUUCUCUACCAACAGCCACCAUUUAUAGGAAUGUAUACAGGCAAAACGAGGACAACACAAACAGUGGACGCCUUCCAGAAUCCUACGUCUCAAACCAUUCUUGCGUGAGCGCAGAUUACGAGCUGGCUUUGAUCUUGAAAGAAAUCAGAUUCAUAACGGAUCAACUUCGCAAAGAGGAUGUAGCAGCGGAUAUAACAAGAGAUUGGAAAUUUGCUGCAAUGGUGGUCGACAGACUGUGCCUUAUUAUAUUCACUUUGUUCACCAUAAUCGCGACACUUGCAGUGCUUUUUUCAGCUCCACAUAUAAUUGUAUCGUAGCUACCCGAGCCAGUCGACGAAUCAUCUUCCAUAGCAGCCAAGAUGGGGACUCCCACCAACCAACUCUUGUUCUGGUCCCUUUCAUGUCUGGCAGCACUCGGUGGACUGGGUUGAAAAUAAUAUCUGGCAGAAUUUCUACGAAUGUAACAGCGCCGAAGCACAGAUUUCUAAAUGAUCCGAUGGAAGCACAAUUUCACAAAAUCCUUGCAUGACGUCAUAUCAACUUAAAUCGAUUUUAUGAUGGCCGGAAUACUGGAUGAAAAAUUCUGCUUCCAGAGGAUAUGAUGCGGUCUAAUGUUCGUAAUUAUGAAAUUAUUUUAGAUAGGAAAAAUACGUGGUUGGUUCAUGAUCCAGAUAAAGCUCAAGCAACUGAUUCCAUACAUAGUUGGCAUUCGUUUUAUACGAUCCCUUGUUUUUGUAACGUGUUCUUUAGAUUAUUACACAAUCAUACUGUGAUAAAUAAAGUUAAAUGUUGAGUCGCAAACCCCGUUCCUCUGAAAUUCAACUACACUGAUCACCCUGUACAUGUGCAUUCGAAAAAGACUGAAAAAUACAUUCCUAAGCUACCGGCGACCUGUCGAUUAGAACUGUCAAUUAUAACUGCUGAUCAGAACUGUCGAUCGGAAGUGUCGAUUUACAUAUUGUCAAUUUUUCAUUGAGCACUCGAUCGUCAGGCCUUCUUAUGUCCAUCGAAUCUACAGUUCUAGAUCGCCAAGUCACCGUUAUGUAAGUUAUUUAGAAAUACGUGGAAACUUUUACUACAGGUGUUAAAUAUGUUUAAAGAAACUUACGAGUCAAUUUCUACAUAUAAAACACGAUUUAAAUAUUUUAUUUCCAUGAUAUUCUGCAUUUACUUUCAUCUUUUUCGAAUGCUUUUAGACUGAAAAACGCUUUGAUGAUGUUAGUUUAGAACGCAGCAUCUGCUAUUUUAAAUACGUAUCACUUAUAGAAAAUCGCUAAAAGAAGUGAGCUAUCCACUUAGUGUCCUUUGCAUUAUUCCUGUCUCUAUUUGCGUACAGGGGAGAUCUCGAAAAAAGUUUCCACAUCAUUGGUCACUUCUGAUAACGAAAAUAUAUAUAUAUAUAUGAUGUAUAUGAUGUUUAUGUAGUUUGUCAGUUUAUAUGUACAAUAUUAUUCUAUCCAUUUCCAGCGUUAUCUGCAAGUUACCAAUGAAACGGAAAUGAGAACUCAUAAAUAUAAUAUACGCUCAAUUCUAACUAAAUGUGAAAUGAAAAUCCGAAUUAUAUAGGUGUUCUGAAAAUGCCCACACUUUAAGUGUAGGUAUGUGCUAUGUGUCAAAUAGAAUUUAGAUCAAAAUAGAAUUGGCUCACUUCUUUAAACACUUCUCCGGGGUGAUGGUUAACAAAAAACAAAUGAUGUUGAAUAAAGUCUUUCAGGCAUUUAUAUUUUCGAGAUUUGGAGUAAGCGACGACCUACAGUAGAUCAGAAUGUGUUUUAGUAUAGUGAAAAAAAAAAUACGUACUACGCCCAUUACGUCUGAGGCGUUUGUUCUCUAUUUUAAAUUUCUUAAAGCUCAACCGUCAGUGAGAUACUCAUUGAGUUUUAAAAGAAUAUUUAUCGUGUGGCUAAUAAAACAUUAGAUAAAAUUCUUAGUAAUAUUAUCUGAUAAAUUUCUUUACAACGUUUUUUCUAAAAACAGAUUUUUCGACACAAACAUAUCUUCGAAACAGAUUUUUAAGAAAAAGCCGCACAGUUAGAGAACUAAACUAAUACCUAACUUCAAUAUUGCUGUCAAUUCAAAAUGGCGCCAAGUAGCCCAAAGUCACAGUGCUAAUUUCUAACCCAAUAGCAAAUGUUGGCUAAAAGGAUUUGAUCAUCCAAUCGGAGAUCCAUUAGAAUCUAACCAACUGUAUCAACUCUACAUAUAUGUUAAGUGUCUUCUCAUCUUGCUGUAUGAUUGUUCUCCUAAAUACCAUCUAUAAAUGGGGAAUUUCUGUAGAUAAUUAUAACAUGUUUAUGUGUCAAUAUCCUAUCGAAGAAGUUGAACUUUGGUGCUAACUUGCUCCCAUCUUAUUAUUACAAAUGAUAGAAGAGGGACAUUAGUUUUUAAGACAUAGCAGCAUUACGAAAACUUUAUCAAUGUUAUGUGUUGUAUGUAAAAACUGAACACUGUUUUUAGGAUAUAAUUUGUGUAAUUAUCUGUUGUAUUUAUAGCACAUAGAGUUUGAAGGUCAGGUAAUAUUGCUGGAAUUAACAGAUUCUACUGAAUGUUCAAUGAGACAGGGCAUUGGGUUGAGGUAAAAUAAGAUAAUAUUAAGAAUUAAAUUGCUGGAGUUGAUCAUACUUCAUUGUUGUCAGAAAUUGUUGACUACAUUUUAUAUCGUACAUUGUAGAUUUAUACUUUUCUUGUAGACAUUGAAAUGAUUUGAUGAGAAUGUUGGAUGAUAUAUACCAUUGAAGGUAGCCGUAUUUAUUUCAAUUAUUGUUUAACGGUCUAGCAUGCUAUUUAAGAAAUGUAACAUUUUGUAUCUUUCAUCUACCAUCUCUGCAAAUUGUACAUAAAUGAAUCAGCAUUAGGAGCAUAAGAAACGCCCCCUUAUAUUCACAUAUCGAUUUGAAAUCAAUUUCCAGACACGUUGAUAUUUCAUUGUGGCGAUUGUCGAUGAAAAUUGUCAGUUCAGUGAAACUCCAGAAAAAUAAAGGAAGUUGCUCAAUUCAUGAAUUCCCUACUCGGAAGGAAGUGGAGUUGAAGAAUUUCCGUAUUCAAUCGACCACAUGAAAUUCUAACAAAGAUGUCAAUAUGUCUACUCAGUUUUUGUUCGGCUAUACCAGAAAUCAUUGGCUUUGGAAAUAAAAUUUCUAGAUUACUUCUCCAACUUAAACAAAGAAUAUCGUGUUCUCACAAAAUGUCUUCCAUUCUAGAAUCUUUAGACUUCUUUUCUUACAAUUUGUGGGACUUGAAAAGUGCCAAAUAUUGGUAUUUAAUUAGAUGUAGUUCUAUGUACUCUUCCUCAUAUAUAUACAAUUAAAAAAAAAUCAUUUCUUAGUAUUCUAAUUGUAGCGGGUUUCAAAGCCAAUGCAGUAAGGGUCAGAAAAUGUCACACUGGAUAACUGACAGCUUGAGAUGAAUGCAUUUCACUCAAAACUUGCAUCCUGAUAGUCCCAAGCUUGCAGGUAUUAUAUUGUUGAAUUCGGAAUUUUUUGAAAGUAUUUGGCGAUUUAAGAGUGAGACUUCUUUCAAUGAAUUUUAGGUUCUAGACAAACUUGACAAUUUGAUGAAACGCAUAAUGUCAUUGUAUAAAGCUGAAUAUCCAGCUCAAGAUCAUCUAUCUCUCUUAACUUUUCCAUUGGGCUGAGAAAAAACAAAGUAAGAUCAAUCCGGGGAUUAUUGAAGUUCUUUCAAUGGAAAUUAAUACCUAAAUAAGUACAUAGGUAAUAAAACUUGAGUUCCAUUGUUCACACAUAAGUAAAUUCCCAGAGAAUGCUAUUACUCAGUAACAAAUGGUAUUUAAAUGAAUAUUGAGAUGAUUCAAAUGAAAAUGACAAUCCAUUUUUGAUCAUUCAAAAAGAAAAUUGAGGAGGGGCAACUCGAAUCCUCGAUUUUAUGUGAAAUGGUACUAUUCUCAAUAGUGUAUGCUCUAGAGAUUCAUUUUUUACCAAUAAUAUUGUUGUAAUGUUGCAUCACAAUGGAUUGUACUUUGUUAAAUGAAAUACUAAUAAAGAAAAUGUUACUACC
Harmonia axyridis is the source of this 5701-nucleotide messenger RNA. RefSeq names its product neuronal acetylcholine receptor subunit alpha-7 (gene nAChRalpha7). The record is from RefSeq and is a predicted model, not a curated record. Gene Ontology annotation, molecular function: transmembrane signaling receptor activity; acetylcholine-gated monoatomic cation-selective channel activity. The transcript is spliced from 9 exons. Bases 397 to 2004 code for a protein of 535 amino acids. Gene Ontology annotation, biological process: nervous system process; regulation of membrane potential; monoatomic ion transmembrane transport. Gene Ontology annotation, cellular component: synapse; postsynaptic membrane; neuron projection. NCBI's taxonomy places the organism in Eukaryota, Metazoa, Arthropoda, Insecta, Coleoptera, Coccinellidae.